Molecule: messenger RNA, 3085 nt
Organism: Bufo gargarizans (Asiatic toad)
Lineage: Eukaryota; Metazoa; Chordata; Amphibia; Anura; Bufonidae
Gene: ACOT12
Product: acyl-CoA thioesterase 12
Exons: 15
Coding region: 75-1946 (623 amino acids)
Cellular component (GO): extracellular exosome
Molecular function (GO): lipid binding; acetyl-CoA hydrolase activity
Source: RefSeq, a predicted model, not a curated record
GUGUGCACUGCCAGUACCUGCUCUACAAGUGUCUGCAUCUUCCUGGAGUUCUCACUCCCAUCUCAUUAGAUUACAUGCCACUCCUAAAUCCAAAGAGCCUGUCCCUCCCUUCACUCCUCCUGGUCUCUGCACACUUGGCAUUUUACGUUCUUGCUGCUUACAGAUUCAGGACUCUGUUCCCUGCUCCCAGGCAGCUCCUGCAGAAGUUUGUGACAGUGACCCGCAUGCUAUUCUCUGGAGAACCCGCUGAUGCAGCAGGUGGCCCUAGAAGACCAAGCACAGCCCUGGCAUCUGGCUAUGAGAUGGGUGAAGUUCAGAUGUGCCAUACUGUGUACCCCUGGCACUCCAACCACUGUGGUGAGCUGAGUGCUGGACAGCUCCUGACAUGGAUAGACACCACAGCUUGCCUGGCAGCGGAGAGACAUGCCGGUGUGGCCUGUGUUACAGCAUCUGUGGAUGAUAUACAGAUUGAAGCGACUGCCAGGAUUGGCCAACAAAUCUGCAUUAGAGCAAAAGUGAACCGGGCAUUUAACACCAGCAUGGAGGUUGGCAUUAAAGUUGCCGUUGAAGAUCCAAUUACAAGUAGCCAGAAACACGUAUGCACAGCAUUUUCAACAUAUGUGGUUAAGCCUCUUGGAGCAAAAAAGGUUAAUCUAAAACCGGUGAGGCUUCAGUCUGCGCAGGAUCACAUAGAGUACAGUUUGGCAGCUGAAAGGAGGCGUAUACGACUUUAUCAUGAAGAUGCCUAUAACAAUCUGAUGGACGAUAGCUGUGCCUUCUAUGAUGCAGAUUGGGAAAGUGAUAACAAGAUCUCUACAGAUAGCACUUGUGUAGAAAGUAUAGAACUGGUUCUUCCUCCUCAUGCAAACCAUCAGGGAAACACAUUUGGAGGGCAGAUCAUGGCAUGGAUGGAAACUGUUGCCAACAUCUCUGCAAGCCGUCUCUGUCAUACACAUGCAGUUCUGAAGUCCGUGGACAUGUUCAAAUUCAGAGGCCCAUCUACUGUAGGAGACAGACUGGUGUUUCGGGCAAUUGUAAAUAACACAUUUCAUAAAAGCGUGGAGGUUGGCGUCCGUGUGGAAGCCUAUAACUGUGAAGAGUGGACUGAAGGCAAGCCGCGCCAUAUUAAUAGCGCUUUCCUGAUAUACCAAGCCAUUGAUGCCAACAAAGAGUAUAUUAUGUUCCCCAAGGUCAAAGCCUCUACAAAGGACAGUAUCAGAAGAUUUUGUGGAGCCAUUGCACGAAGGAAAAUACGCGUAGCAAGAAAAUACAUCUUGUCCAGCAAGCCAGAAAAGCCUGUCUCUCUUUCUUGGGAGAAAAGCAACCAAUCCUAUCUCUGUUACAAUAAUGUUGCUGCUCUGACCAUACUAGCCUCUAGAGAAGGAUGGGAAUUGAUCAGCACAAAGAAAAAUAUCCAGGUAUUUACAUAUGAAGAAAAUGACGUUUUGACAAUAAAAAUUGAAAUGCAGGUGAAGGUUCAAGCAAGCCAGGCUUAUCUGCUGCUAUCGGACCUUGGACUGCGGCCGCACUGGGAUGUUCACUACUUAAGCUGCGACAUUGUGGAAUCUGCUGGUGAUGAUGACAAAAUAUUUUAUGUAACCUGCCCGCCUGUAAAGCAAAGCAAGACCAAAGAUUUUGUGAUGCUUAUGUCUCGGAGGUAUCCAUUUAAAACUGGAGAUCCUUAUGUGGUAGCAAUGAGAUCGGUAACAUUGGCAACCUGCCCGCCAUCAGUACAGUACCUGAGAAGUGAGGUGCAGUGUGCAGGGUUUCUCAUAUACCGUCAGAACACAGAUGAAUGCCAGGUGACGUACGUGAACCAACUAACAUCUGGCAUAAUGCCAUACAUUGAAGAGAAUCUCACUGGCUGGUCUAAUUCAAUACAAGAGACUGCGUCUUCAUGUAUACAUUUUCUAGAGACCGCCAAGAUCUGCACAACAUUAUUGUAAAUACUCUUUAUACCAUUGUAUGUUUUUGAGAAAAAAAACUCCUGCCAUAAUCUCCAACUAAAACCGUAUUGUUCUAAAUAUUCACUACAUCUUUAAAAUUUCUUGUAUGAGAAAUCAUGUAAUUGUUUGCAUCCUCAGAUCUCCCCUUCUCCCUGUGAAAUAACCUCACAUUUGUAGUCCUGAGACUACGCCGCCACCUCUGCACUAUUGUUUCAACAAUCAAGUACGUGUUGUUGCACUUGUCUUUCCUUCCCUGCACCUCUUCACUGCUAUAGUGCUUAUCUACCUUGAUAUGGAUCAGGACUGAGCCUUAAUGGGGUUUUGGGGAGUACAAUAUUUAUUACCUAUUCUCAGGAUAGGUCAUCAAUACCUGAUGUGUUGGCACAGUGCCAUACACUGUAUAGUGGCUGUGCUUGGUAUUGCAGCCCAGGCCCAUUCAUUUAAAUGGGACUGAGCUGCACAUAAGCCAUGUGACCAAUGAACACAAGGUUACUGGUCUAUGUAGAAGCCAAAGUGCUCAAUGAAGCACCAUGGCCUCAUUUUGCGGAACAGAAUUGCAGACCCAUUCAUUUAUAUGGGGCCGCACAACGUGAAUAGGCAUAUUCUAUUAAUGCCGGCAAUGUGUGGUUUGCAAAAUGCGGAAUGCACAUUGCCGCUGUCUGUGUUUUGUAGAUCCGCAAAACACAUGGAUGUGUGAAUGGACCCUUAUAUCAAUGGCCUAUCCUGAGGAUAGGUAUUUAAAUAUUUUACUUCCAGAACCCCCCUUUCUUAAUAAUCCAAGUGAAAAGUGAAGCUAGCCUACUGUAUGAUAUGGUGUACAUAUAUUUUGAAUUAUUUUGAGUGGAUCUGUCAGCUUAAUACACUGGCUUGUGUAAGUCAGCAUAUUAUAAGUCUGUACUACAAUUAUCCAAAAUGGUACAAAGAAGGUUGUGCUGUUUGGCUACUAUGAGCCCUGCACGUUUACACCCCACAGUGGAGUCCCGUGUAUUCAUGAGGAGUGUUCACCCCACCUUUUGGGGCUGUAAUUGACAGGCUACUGUGUAUACAUAGCAGCCUGUGAAUCACCACCCCAAGAGACAGCUCAUGAAUUUAUUAGACUUUAGGGUCCAUAGUAGCCAAAUGGCACAUAUUUGUGCAGC